Messenger RNA from Physella acuta, 7655 nucleotides. RefSeq names its product histone deacetylase 4. Gene Ontology annotation, biological process: negative regulation of transcription by RNA polymerase II. NCBI's taxonomy places the organism in Eukaryota, Metazoa, Mollusca, Gastropoda, Physidae. The record is from RefSeq and is a predicted model, not a curated record. Gene Ontology annotation, molecular function: histone deacetylase activity.
UUGAUUUAGCUCGCGCAAAAUAGUUUCUUUUCAUGGACUGUUAUCUUGUUUAUUAGCUAGUGUUUAUCUCGCAUUAGUAAUAUUUCAAUUUAGUUAAUUCUUGUGAGGGAGAUACGUGACACUAUGUGUUGAGCCGGGGAAAACCUUUCCUGCUGUACACUGCUAGACUUGUUUGCCGUACUGGAUCUUUUGGUCUGGAUACAUUAUCUGGGAGAAAGUUCUGUUGCGUCAUUGCCAGGAUUUGCCUUAUCGGACGCCACGUUUAAAAACAGAUAAGACGAAUUUUACAAUACACACCUUUUGUACAGUAUGGAUUGUGUGACUCUGAAGUAUUAAACAUAUUCGGUAGCGACAUGGAUAGUAUGUUUCUCUACAAUUUCAACUAUACAUACCAGUGGCCGGCUGGUCAAAGACUGGCGCCUUAUAAUUGUGAAGGAGAUAAACAAUCGCAGAGAAGCAUUUAUGAUCGAAUCACGGAUCAGCAGCUGCAGCAACAGUUGAACUGUCUGAAGCAGCAGCAACAGAUCCAGCAACACAUGUUGCUGGAGCAGUACGAGCACCAACGGCAGCAGCUGGAGCAGCAGCACGAGAAGCAGCUCCAAGAACACACCAAGGUACAUGAGCACUAUUUACGUCAUAAACAACUCCUCCAGCAACAACAUGAGAAGCAGGUACAAGAGCAUAUUCAGGUUUUCUUGGAGCAGCAGCAGCUCCAGCAGAAGCAACUGGAACAGCAGAGGCUGGAGAAGGAAAUGUUUGAGCAGGAGAGGCUGCAACAGAUCAAGAACAAAACUAAAGAUGAAGAAAGUGCAAUAGCUUCUUCUGCUGUCAAAUUAAAGCUGCAAGAGUUUGUCCUGACUAAAAAACACAGGGAAGCUGUCAAAGACCUCAAUAAUUCUCCCCCACAGUUCAGACACCAUUGGGUAUCCAACCAAGGAUCAUUAGACCAAGGGUCACCUCCUCUCAAUCUAUCUCCACCCUACACCCACCACCUCCUUGCCAAAUAUGAAGAUGACUUCCCAUUGAGGAAAACAGCGUCAGAGUCGAAUAUACUAAAGAUACGGUCUGCUCUGAAGCAGAAAAAGGAGGUGCGGCGGACCAUGAUUACACAUAGUCCACUGGCGGGCCGCCGCGACAAGGGACCUCUUGGCAUCAAGCGAAAAACGCCACUCUCAAUAGAUACUGGUGUAUGCAGUAGCAACCCUGACUCUGGUCCUAACUCGCCGCCCGGAAGUGCUCACGGAUCUAUAGCAAAUGGUAGCCUGUCGUCUUUACACUCUAAAGAUGAGAGUCCAGGCUAUGUGUUCCCUUUCCAACACAACCUCGUGUAUCCCAGUGCAGAACUCUUGUAUACCUCUCCAUCCAUGCCCAACAUCUCUUUAGGUCGUCCACCAACAUCAGCAUCAGGGUCACCAGUGGGCACAGAAGAUGACAUUAGGGCUGCCAUGUCAGCCAGACUAGGCAUUGCCUUACCUGGGCCUCCCCACAUGAUAUCUGGGGCUCUUCCAGGCUACUUCCCUGCUUUACCAGUACUUGAUGGAGAAUUUCCUCCAGGUUCAACACAGGCAUUUUUGGCAUCACAGGGUAAAUUGUCCCCUUCAGGUACUGCAAACUCACCUUUAGCUAGUCCAUUCAUUCCAGUCACAGCAGCACCUGGGCCAUCAGUUCCUCAUUCAGCUCACAGAUUACAUAGUGAUCUGUUCUACAGACAUAGACCUUUAGGACGCACUCACUCUGCACCACUGCCCUUGGGAGUAUUCCACCAACAACAAAACCUCCUUCUACAGCAGCAACAUGAGCAGUAUCUCAAAGAUCAGAAGCUUUAUGUUAAACAGCAUAUCAGACAGACUGUUUUACAGAGGUCUGGAAGUAAAAGUCAUAUGGAGAAUGUUGAUGAAGAAACAGAAGUAAAAUUAGCGCAGGAGAUGAAGGAAUGUAGAGAAGCAGAGACUCUAGAAGGUAGAAUGGAGGAUAUCAGUGCGCCGUUGUCAGGCCAAGUCAUAUCACAACAUUCAUCACCAUUAACAGCUGCAGCCAUAGCUGAGCAUGGGCGGGAGCGUGAUAGCCAUGUCCUGCUAAGUCCACAUCGGGACACACAGAGGACACGGCAUAAAGGUCCCUCCCACCAUAGGCCCCUGUCUCGUACACAAUCCAGUCCACUGGUCACUUUUUCAGUUCCCCCGCAGUCAGCCCAAGACUCUGGCCCUAUAACUUAUACUUUUACUACAGGUUUGGCUUAUGACAACACCAUGUUGAAACACCGCUGUACAUGUAAUGAUCACUCAAACCAUCUAGAACAUGCUGGAAGAAUCCACAGUAUAUGGAACAGAUUAACAGAGGAGGGACUUGAAGCUCGUUGUGAGCAUGUGAGGUCCAGAAAAGCUACCAUUGAAGAACUACAAAGUUGUCACUCAGAACAGUACUCUCUUAUAUUUGGUGGCAAUCCUUACAACAGACAAAAACUCUUUGAAAGCUCAUCCAAGAGGUUCUGCCUGCUGUACUGUGGUGGUAUAGGUGUUGACUCAGACACUGUGUGGAACGAAGUUUACACCUCCACUGCUGCUAGAACGGCUGCUGGGUGUGUCAUUGAACUGGCUUGUCGUGUAGCAGCUGGAGAUCUUAAGAAUGGUUUUGCUGUAGUGCGACCACCAGGCCAUCAUGCAGAACAGGACACUCCCAUGGGCUUUUGUUACUUUAACUCUGUGGCCAUAGCAGCCAAACAGCUGAAGGCAAAAAUGAACCUACAAAGAAUUUUAAUUGUGGACUGGGAUGUGCACCAUGGCAAUGGGACACAGAAAAUGACAUACGAUGAUCCACAUAUUCUGUACAUAUCAAUUCACCGCCAUGACAACGGGAACUUUUUCCCUGGAACUGGUGCCCUAGAUGAAUGUGGAGAAGGUCCAGGACUUGGCUUCAAUGUGAACAUUGCUUUUGGUGGCAGUCUCAACCCACCUAUGGGAGAUGCUGAAUAUAUGGCUGCAUUUAGAACAAUUGUGAUGCCAAUAGCUCGUGAAUUCAAGCCAGAAUGUGUUUUAGUAUCAGCAGGCUAUGAUGCUGCUAAAGGACACGCAACUGCAUUAGGAGGAUAUGAAGUCUCACCUGAGUGCUUUGGUGUAUUGACAAGGGAAUUGAUGUCCCUGGCCAAUGGUAAAGUUGUUCUAGCAUUAGAAGGAGGUUAUGAUAUCCCUAGUAUUUGUGAUUCUGCAGAGCUUUCAGUCAGAGCAUUACUUGGUGAAGAACUGAGGCCUCUAAGAGAGGAAGAGCUAAAGAGGUCUCCUUGUAAACCAGCCAUUGACACAUUAGAGGCUACUAUACAAAUACAAGCUGAACACUGGCCAUGUGUCAAGCGCUAUGCUGGCACAACUCAUCACUCUUUAAUAGACUUUCAAAAUGUUGACAUGGAGGAAGCAGCCACAGUAUCUGCCCUUGCUUCCCUUUCAAUGGUUCCUUGUAAACAGAGAAGUACUAUGGAACAGCAAUCUGAACCAAUGGAAGAAGGGACAUAAUUCUUUACAACCUCAAGGAUCAUUUCACUUCAUGGCCCUUGCUGCCUUAGUAACUAGCACAAACCUCGCUGGCUUUGUCGUUGUUACCAUCAUUGUUGUUGUACCUUGUUGUUGUAAUCAUCAUGGUGAUAGAUGGUAGCCGCCAUCCCCAUCUAGCUUCACUCCUUCUCCCUAUGUUGACUAAUUUGGAUGAAACCAAUACAUGUAGUCAGCCCACUGCUCUGUCCGUGUGUCACCUACACAAGAGCAUCUUCAUGGCUGUGUGUUGAAGUCACCUGGUCCAACCAGCUUCAAUGUUUUUGUGACUAUAGACAAGUGAAAACUGUUUCACUGCUUACUAAGCAUGUGUUUUGUUUUUUUUUUGUUUUUUUUCACAACUUUUGGAGAAACCAAAAAAAAUUGUAUUCUGUUCUUAGGAUACAAGUGAGAGAACCAUUCUAUUGUUUUGUGUAUAUUUCACUGUUGCUGGAUUAAAACCUUGAGACAGAGAUCACCUAGAGUACAGCACACAACAACAGCCUGGAUAAUACCUUCUGACAAGACUUCAUCAUGGCCGUAUCAGAAAGGGAACCCGUUUGAGUAGAUCACAUAUAUAGCGACUUCCAGUCUUCUGUAGAGUUGGACACUAGCUGCUUUAGUUUAUUUUUUAAUGCAGAGCUAAUUCAAAACCAUUUAGUUUAGGUUUGUUUUGUUUUUUUUACUUUUUUUUUUAACAACAUAAACUGUACUGAGAUUUAAGUCAUUUGUGUGCCAUACCCAGUAAAAAGAUAAGGCAUUAACACGAGUAGUUCCCUCUACAGCUGGUUUGUAGCUGGUGUAACUAUGGAGUGCCAUUUCCCUUCUCCCCCCUACCCCCAGUGUAAAAUUUGUGCUAGGAAUAGUCAAUGGAUUGUGUUCAUAUUCCCUGAAGUGAUAGAAAAAUGGUUAGAGUUAUUAAAGCUAUAAUAUCUAUAGACCUUUGGCCAUCUGCCUGCUGUGCCUUCUAGUUGAAUGGUUAGAUGCAACUUGAGUUGUUCAGUAGAUGGCUGUAACAUGCUGAUAUGGUUAGUUUAGAUGGACCAAACUCUGAAGCCGAUCUUGAGGUUCCUUUGUUUCACAAAUCAAAGUGAGGUGGAAUAGCUAGCUAACAUAAACAAAAAUUGAAUCUUGAAAUGUAAACAGUUUAGAAGAAUGUGCCAAACAAAACAGGUGUAGAAAUAAAAAUGUGACAAUUACCUCAGCUAAAUCAAAUGGGAUUUUUCGUGAGAUAAUCUCAAUUUCUCGCUACCACAUUUAAUUUCACAUACCCUAUAUGUAAUGUACAAAAAGUUGUGUUAACUGAUUUUUUUUUAUUAUUAUUAUAAUUAUUCCCAAUUGCUAUAUCUUGUGAUGUAUUUUAAAUGCUACAAAUGUUGUUUUAAUGACUCAUUGUUGGUUACUAAUAAUUCUAGUGGAUGAAAGCACCAGUUGCUUGUUGUCACCAAGAACUCCUUAUGAAAUAAAUCCGGUCACACACAAAUGCUCUAUAUUGUCUCAAGUGCUUUCACCAUUCUUUGCUGUUGACUACUCUGUACAAAUUCUAUACCACACACCAGAAAACCCUAACCAGUUGAAGAUGAUAUUAAGAUGAAAUAAAAACACACGUUCUUACAUUCAAUAAGUCAACUGCAUUGAUGGUUAAAAAAAAUGUGUCAUUUUUGUUUGCUUGAAACAAUUUUGUAAGGUCUUUUUGUUUGAAUUCCUAAAUAGAAAGUCUUUUUUAUCUUACAUUAUAAAUGAUAUGGAGGACUAUCAAUUUGAUCAGCAAUAUAAUGUGAUUAAAAGGAAAGAUAAUUGUGAUUCACUUAGAUAGAACUUAAGGUGCAAUAAAUAGAAAAAUAUGAAUGAAAGAGGUGUACAUUUGAUUAUAAUUUUAGUCCAAAAUACUUUAGCAGAUUGUAAUUUAAAGCUAGUUUUUGCAAGGUGCAGUGCACUGAUCACAGUUAGGUUGACACUGAAUAGUUGUGUGAGGAGAAAUGUUUCUUUAAGAAAUUGUGAAGUGUUUUUUUUGUUGUUGUUAACUGUGUAUCUAAUUUCUAAAACAAAUUUGUGCAUGAAAUUGAUUUAUCAUGAUUACUAUACUUAAUAUAUUGUACACAUUUUAUAAUAUUGGUAUAUAACAUUUGAUAUGUAUAGUUUUUUUUCUGUGGUGCUGUCACAUAGUGCUAUAUAAACUGUUUAUUUGGUAUAAUUUAUGAGUGGAUUCUAUAUUUAAACCUGAUUACACAUUCAUGUCCUGUCAUCAUUUUACAGAUCAGAUUCUAUCAUUAGACAUUUGCCAUAUUUGUAACUAUUCAACUUUUAUAGUAACACUUUUUUUAUAGGAAAAAAAAACACCUGAUUUAAAAUCAGUUUUGCAUAUUAUUUCUGAUAUUAAAAGUGUUCUUGAUCUUAGUAUUAUAAUUGUUUAUAUGAGAGUAACAUUUCUGAUGUCUUGUUUUAUUUCUAUUUAUUACUAGAUAUAAUAGCUGUUUAUUGAUCAUUUUUGUAUUUGUUUAUCUUGAAUACUACUCUCUCAUCAACAAAAAACCAGAUUAGUGUUUGGAAGCUCAACAAGUGAUUUGUUGAAUGAGGUAACUAAACAUCCAGUGUCCCAAAAAUUCACAUACACAUAGACAUCUUCUGUUUAUAACCAAGCUCGUACCAACAUCAAUUCAGAUUUCAUUACGCUGAAUCUCAAAAUGUGCAGUUUUAAUGCACAUCAGUUUCUGAUGGACUAGUACAAGAUAUCAUUGCCUCAUGUUUUGAUGAAUCAUUCAUCAGAUUUUUACUUCAUGUCUUGAACCUCAAGAAAAGUUCUUUUUCAAGAAGCCAAUGUGUGCACCACAGUAUUAAAAAUAAUUUCUAAUCUUUAGUUGAGAUUCUUUUUCUCUCACUAUUUGUAAAAUUGUAAUAAAUAAAUCCUGUCAUGUAUUGUAAAUAGAUGAAAAGUAAGUUUUUUUUAGCUGGUGCCACAUUAAAUAUCUACGUGUAAGUUAAAGUUUAUUUCUACACUAACAUUUCUCUAUAAAAAUGUACAAUUCUCUUGCAGCAGUGGCUAACCAAGGGAGACAAAUUGGCUCGGGCAGUAGUGUCACAAGGGGGAUAACAACCUCUUCAUGUUUGGCCACUGCUGGUCUCUUGAUUAUAUGCCACAUUCUUUCAAAGGAAUUUUGUGAAGCUGCCAUUUAUUUUAAAGAAAAAAUAUACAUAUACAAACAUGUGAUAUCAUUUCUUAAGGGAGGCAACAUUAUAACAUGAGCAGAUGUCUACAUUGAAAUUGUUUUCUUUUUUGUUUAUAUCUGUAUUGAAACAAAACUAAAGCAUUCAUUGAUUAUAUGUGACUCAAAAUUUGUGUUUAAUUUCAAUUGCUAGGUACAUUUUCUCUGUAAAUACUGUUGUCAGUCUGAACUGUUUUACAAGUGCUUAUCUUGUAUUCUCAUUAUUGUCUUUGUGAUGUUACAUCGCCUGUUAGUCUUGUCAAACAGUUGAAACUUUUUUUUUUUAAAUACAGGUCUUAUUUUGGUGGAACUAUUACAAGUGUUGGUGUACACGCUUACCCAUGUAAAUGUAUUGAAUCUUGUUAAAACUUUUCCCUUCCCAUCCCCUUCAACUCCCUUAUAAUUGCCAGUGACCUGUGAUUCUUGGCUGUCAGGUGAUGUAAAUGGGCACAAAUGUUGCUUUUAUUUUCAGUGGGAUAGAUAGAUAGUAUAAUUAAAUAGAAGUUGUUUUAUGAAGCAUUAAAAACAUUUUACUUUUAAAGAAGUUGCAUUUAUGGGAUUAUUUUUAUAAAUUUUUUUGUUUUGUUUAUUCAUGAGAAAUUUUUUGAAAUUAUGAUUUCAUGCAAGUUUUUUAAAAUCCAAUCCAGGGGUAAUUUUAUAACUAACUUGCAUUUAGACAGAAAAUUUAGACCAACUUUUUUUAAAUGUGCCCCUUUACACUACCUCACAUGUAUUUGUAUACUAUAUUAUGCCACUAUUGUUAAAGCAAUAUGUUGAUGUUCUUGUUACAUUUUAUCACCAUCAUGAUUAUCAUCAAAAGUCAAAAGUUACCAGACCUUAACCUCAAGCUUGUGAUAAGUUUUUUCUUUUCUUUAUUUCCAUGUUUGGUCCCAAUUAUUUUCCUUUAAUUAAAUAGGCCUACCUUUUUUUU